Ostrinia furnacalis (Asian corn borer) is the source of this 1273-nucleotide messenger RNA. RefSeq names its product autophagy protein 5 (gene Atg5). The transcript is spliced from 4 exons. The record is from RefSeq and is a predicted model, not a curated record. The coding region runs from base 152 to 1030 and encodes 292 amino acids. NCBI's taxonomy places the organism in Eukaryota, Metazoa, Arthropoda, Insecta, Lepidoptera, Crambidae. Gene Ontology annotation, biological process: cellular response to nitrogen starvation; autophagy of mitochondrion; protein lipidation involved in autophagosome assembly. Gene Ontology annotation, molecular function: Atg8-family ligase activity. Gene Ontology annotation, cellular component: cytoplasm; phagophore; mitochondria-associated endoplasmic reticulum membrane contact site.
AUCAAUUUGACAUUCAUCCUCUUUUUCGUGUAGUUUUUUCGCUGUUGAUUAUGUUUAUUUUGUAAAGAAUUUGCAUUUAUUGAUCUUGUCUACGUAUUAAUAGUAAAUUUUGCAGGUUACGACGUCUACCAACCAUCUUUAGACAUCUAUAAUGGCAAACGAUAGAGAAGUCUUGCGAGAGAUAUGGGAUGGUAAACUACCUAUUUGUUUUCAAUUAGCUCAAGAAGAAAUAAUGGAAAUUCAACAGCCGGAUCCCUUCUAUGUAAUGGUACCAAGGCUGAGUUAUUUUCCACUGGUUACAGACAAGAUGAAAAGACACUUCCUUCGUUUUAUAUCUCAAGAAAAUGCUGAUAAUGAAAUGUGGUUGGACUAUAAUGGCCAGCCAUUAAAAUGGCACUACCCAAUUGGUUUUUUGUAUGAUCUCUACUGUGGUGUGGAUCCACAGUUGCCUUGGACUCUUACUGUGCACUUCACAAAAUUUCCUGAAGAUAUAUUGUUGCACUGCCCUAACAAGGAUGUAGUAGAGGCACACUAUAUGUCAACAGUUAAGGAGGCUGAUGUGUUAAAGCACCGUGGUCAAGUCAUGUCAACCAUGCAAAAGAAAGACCAUAAUCAACUAUGGCUUGGCUUACAGAAUGACAAAUUUGACCAAUUUUGGGCCAUAAAUAGAAGAUUGAUGGAGUCUCAUGGAGAUAAUGAAGGAUUCAAACAUAUUCCUAUAAGAAUUUAUUCUGAUGAUGGGUCCUGUUAUCAACGGCUUGUUUGUCCUAAGAAUCUAGAUGGCAGCAGAAAGGUUUUACAACAAAUGAUUUCAGAAUUAUAUCCUGAUAAAGUAAACUGUAAGUCCAUUUCCCAGAUAUUUAUUUUAGUAAUAUUAAAUGUUAUGGUAUUUAUAACAAAUUUUAAAAUAUUUCGUUUUUCAGUAAAACUAAGAACACAUGGAAUAACACUGCCUUUGGACACCCCACUGCAAUGGCUCUCAGAACAUAUGAGUUACCCUGAUAAUUUUCUUCACCUUUGUAUAUGUUGAAUGACUCAUGUUGUUUGUGGAAGCUUUCAUAAUGUUAAAUGUGCAGCUACAUCAAGUUUUUGUACACACCUAAAUGAACUACUAGAAGUAGUCGAGAUAAUCACUGAUGCUUAGCGAAAUGCAAUUAUUGUAUACAGGGUGGAAACGAUAAGUGAUCUCACUUGAUUAUUUCUAAACUAUACUAGAUAUCUAAAAGCUGGUUACUGUUCCUGAAAGUGCUUCACGAGCUCUAUCCAACAGUAC